GCCUCCUUUCUGAUUAUUUUCUUCAGAUUUGUGUCUGAGUGGUUGGUCUAAAUGCUUUAUUUCAUUUCUUAGGAAUCUCUCAUAUAAUAACUUAUCCGGGGUCAUUCCUCUAAUGAAGAACUUCUCUCGGUUUUCAGCUGACAGGUAUUGAGGGAAACUGUAGGAUUUUCUCGGUUUCUUAAUUCAUUUAUCAACUACUUGUAAUGUGAUAUGUUGCAGCUUUAUUGGAAAUCCAUUGUUAUGCAGAAAUUGGUUAGGAUCCAUAUGUGAUCCUUACGUACCAAAAUCCAGAGGUGUGUGACAUUCUGAGAUGACUUGAUAGUUACAAUUAUAUGUAUGAUGAUUAUAUUUAUACAUAGGAUUGGUUUGUGAGGGGUAAAAUUUAUCUGACUACAAUGUUAAUAAUGGACCUUAUUGUGUACUUCUUUGUUCAGUGGUUUUCUCAAGGGCGGGCUGCAGUUCUUUGUCUCAUAGUUGGUACCAUCAUAUUAUUGGCGAUGGUAACUGUUGCUCUCUACAGAUCAACCCAAUCCAUGGAAUUGAUUAAAGGAUCCAGGGGAACUGAACAAGGUAUGUUCAAGAUGAUACUGUUUAGUAUUGUUAUGUGAGCGAAAUUCUCAUUUGUUUUUCUCUUUCUCUUCCUUCUCUUCAGGGCCAUCCAUACUUGUAAUUCUUCAUAUGGGCUUGGCCAUCCACACCUUCGAUGAUAUCAUGAGAGUUACUGAGAAUCUCAGUGAGAAGUAUAUUGUAGGAUAUGGUGCCUCAGGUACCGUGUACAAGUGUGUUUUGAAGAAUUCCCGGCCAAUUGCAAUUAAACGACUAUACAACCAGCGUCAACACAACCAAGGGAGUUUGAGACAGAACUUGAAACUAUUGGAAGGCAUCAGACACAGGAAUCUUGUCACUUUGCAUGGUUAUGCUCUAACUCCUAAUGGAAAUCUUCUCUUCUAUGACUAUAUGGAGAAUGGCUCUCUGUGGGAUCUUCUACAUGGUCCCUUGAAAAAGGUAAAACUUGAUUGGGAAGCACGCUUGAGGAUUGUUGUGGGAGCUUCUGAAGGACUUGCUUACCUCCAUCAAAACUGCAAUCCUAGAAUUAUUCACAGGGAUAUUAAGUCCUCAAAUAUCCUGAUAGACGAGAACUUUGAAGCUCGUCUCUCUGAUUUUGGCAUUGCCAAAUGUUUGUCAACUACAAGAACACAUGCAUCAACAUCUGUGGUUGGGACAAUAGGAUAUGUUGACCCUGAGUAUGCCAGAAGUUCUAGGUUGAAUGAAAAAUAUGACGUGUAUAGCUUUGGUAUUGUUCUACUUGAGCUACUAACAGAAAAGAAAGCAGUGAAUAAUGAUUCCAACUUGCAUCACUUGGUAAGUGCUUUCCGCAUUUUUUUUCUAAUGAUUCUGUCUUACCAAACACAUUUGUGUAUGCAAAAGAACUCAUACAUGGCUUGCAGAUAUUAUCUAAGACAGAUAACAACACUAUAAUGGAGACUGUGGAUCCUGAGGUGUCUAUUACCUGCAUGGAUCUGACCCAUGUUAAGAAGACCUUUCAGCUUGCUCUUCUUUGCACAAAAAGAAACCCUUCUGAGAGGCCAACUAUGCAUGAGGUUGCCAGGGUUUUGGCAUCACUACUCUCAGCACCUCUCAGCAACAUCUUUGCUCCUCCUUCAAAGACCAUUGAUUAUGCACAAUUUGUGAUUCAAAAGGGAAACAACCUCCAUCCCCCACAUAUGGAAAGGUUACAAUCUCAGAAGUGCUCUAAUGAUCAAUGGUUUGUUGGAGAAUGUUGUAUCAAAUAACAGCCUAUAGGCAAAAAGCCAAAGGUUGGAGUGAAGAGGGUGGUGAAAGAACUCCAAUCAUUUUGAAAAUUAUUUGAUAAUUUCCCCUGAAACCAUUGGAUUGUUAUAGUUUUGUAGACUACCAAGUCUUCAACAUUUAACAGUAAAGAGAAUUUCCACUGUACUUUGUACAAGUAUUAGUCUUUAGGGGGUAGUCAUCCUCUCUUUUCGGACAGUUUAUGUGAAUUGAAUUCCAACAACAGUAAGGAUGUGCCAAGUAGUAUAUAUAUAUAUAUAUAUAUAUAUAUUCUUAUGUAUGUGCAAGAAAACUUUAGAAUGAUAUGAUAAAAUGUAGAUUUUUUU
Messenger RNA from Vigna angularis (adzuki bean), 2135 nucleotides. Its product is annotated as LRR receptor-like serine/threonine-protein kinase ERL1. Bases 679 to 1479 code for a protein of 266 amino acids. Gene Ontology annotation, biological process: protein phosphorylation. The transcript has 2 exons. NCBI's taxonomy places the organism in Eukaryota, Viridiplantae, Streptophyta, Magnoliopsida, Fabales, Fabaceae. Gene Ontology annotation, molecular function: ATP binding; protein kinase activity. The record is from RefSeq and is a predicted model, not a curated record.